UAGUGAGAGUAUAAAAUGGUAGUAAUAUGGGAGGAAGAUAUGCGAUUGAAUUCCAUGGAGAAAACGAUGCCACUCAAAUUCUACUUCAUUCAUGUCCUAGCAGCAGGUCACAUGAUUCCUCUAUGCGACAUAGCCACCCUCUUCGCCUCUCGUGGCCACCAUGUCACCAUCAUCACCACCCCUUCCAACGCCCUAACUCUCCGCAAAUCCCUCCCCUCCCACCCCUUCCUCCGCCUCCACACCGUUCAAUUUCCCUCCCAAGAGGUUGCUCUAGAUCUCCCCGACGGCAUCGAAGUCACCGACGCUGACCAACUCGGCAAGGUCUUCCACGCCACCACCACGCUCCAAACCCCCAUCCAGAACUUCGUGGAGGAGAACCCACCUGAUUGCAUCGUCGCAGACUUUCUAUUCCUCUGGGUCGAUGACUUGGCCAAAAACCUUAAAAUCCCUAGACUUGCCUUCAACGGCUUUUCCCUCUUCACCAUCUGCGUCCUACAGUCCUCCCACUAUCCCAAUUCUCUUCUCCCUCACCCCAUCACCCUCAACGCAUCACCGCCGAAGGAGUUGCCCGAAUUCUUUGAUAAGAUGCUGGAGACGGAGCUCAGAAGCUACGGCCUAAUCGUGAACAACUUCGCGGAGCUCGACGGAGAAGAGUACAUCCGCUACUAUGAGAAAACGACGGGGCACAAGGCUUGGCAUCUUGGGCCGGUCUCUCUCAUAUCGAGAACCCCUGAAGAGAAAGCAGAGAGGGGCAUGAAGAGCGUGGUGAGUAUACAUGAGUGCGUGAGUUGGCUUGACUCCAAGGCAGAAAACUCGGUGGUAUACAUAUGUUUUGGGAGCCUUUGUCAUUUCCCGGAUAAACAGCUUUAUGAGAUUGCAUGCGGGAUUGAAGCGUCGGGUCAUGGGUUCAUAUGGGUGGUGCCGGAGAAGAAGGGGAAGGAGAAGGAGAGGCAGGAGGAGAAGGAGAAGUGGAUGCCGGAGGGGUUUGAAGAGAGGAAUGCAGAGAAGGGGAUGGUUAUCAGGGGGUGGGCUCCACAGUUGGUCAUCCUGAACCACCGUGCCGUUGGAGCAUUCUUGAGUCACUGCGGGUGGAAUUCCAUCGUGGAGGCGGUGAGUGGUGGCGUCCCGAUGAUUACGUGGCCGGUGCAUGGAGAACAAUUCUACAACGAGAAGCUGAUAAGCGAGGUGAGGGGAAUUGGGGUGGAGGUGGGCGCAGCAGAGUGGAGAGGCACAGGGUUUGGUGAGAGAGAGAUGUUGGUGUGCAGAGACAGCAUUGAGAGAGGUGUGAGGCGGAUAAUGGACGGUGGUGAUGAAGCGCAAGAGGUGAGACGGCGUGCACAAGGGUAUGGGGAAAAGGCGCGUGAAGCCGUCAGAGAAGGAGGUUCAUCUCACAACAAUUUAACGGCCCUCAUUCAUGAUCUUACACGGCUCAGGGAUGCCAAGCUUAUCUCAUCAUGAUUCAAGACACUGUCAAACUUCUGAAAGGAAGAAGUUUUCGUGAUAAGAUACUCUUUAAUAAUUAACAAAAUAUUAUUAAAUAAAUUACUUUUUUAAUUUGCA
Vigna unguiculata (cowpea) is the source of this 1560-nucleotide messenger RNA. Its product is annotated as UDP-glucosyl transferase 73CC6 pseudogene. Lineage: Eukaryota; Viridiplantae; Streptophyta; Magnoliopsida; Fabales; Fabaceae. The record is from RefSeq and is a predicted model, not a curated record.